Molecule: messenger RNA, 2569 nt
Organism: Esox lucius (northern pike)
Lineage: Eukaryota; Metazoa; Chordata; Actinopteri; Esociformes; Esocidae
Product: circularly permutated Ras protein 1-like
Exons: 21
Coding region: 94-2364 (756 amino acids)
Biological process (GO): endoplasmic reticulum to Golgi vesicle-mediated transport; COPII-coated vesicle cargo loading; intracellular protein transport
Cellular component (GO): COPII vesicle coat; endoplasmic reticulum exit site
Molecular function (GO): zinc ion binding; SNARE binding
Source: RefSeq, a predicted model, not a curated record
UUGGAGAGUUGUGACAUGAUCACUUACUAGAAAACACUUCAGAAAGUAAGUCAGGGAUUUUGCCUGGUUUCAAAGAUUUGCAUAAGGCUUUCAAUGGAGUUUUCCUGUGAGUUUGUCUACAUCUCUCCAUCAACCUAUCAGAAGGAAGUCCCCAAAAAAACACAAAUUCCAUUUAAACGUUCAGCUCUCCUCCCUCCGCCCAACAGACUCCGUCCAUGCAGACCAACACCUCCCACUGCGCCCUCCACAGAACUACAAACACCAAAACCACCACUGCCACAAUCUACAGUCACUGAGAGCAUUUUAAAAGAUAACGCCAUCAAGAUAGCACCCAACCCCUCAGCACUAGAUGAGAAUGCAGCAUUUCAUCUCAAGCGAGCCAUGGACAUUCCAGAUUUGCCCCAACCGCCCACAUCUCGACGUACAGCACUUCUCCCUCCAAACAUGCGAUCCCGAUCGGCUGCAUGUAUCCAGCAAAUCCCAGGCCCGUCUACCUCUCUCCACUCCAACAGCCAGAUCUAUGAACUUCCAAAGGAUCAGCCGGACAUCGGCGCUCCUCCACUGGAACCAGACUACUUGAACAUUCUCCCAGAAGCCAGUCGGGAAGAGACAAAACUUCUAAACAUGAACUCCACCAGCAGUAGUGGAUCAACCCAGAAGUCAGCUCCAGCAUUGCCACCACGGCCUUCCUUUAUGAAGUCCUGUCCAGAAUACCUAGUACUGUUGCCGACGUCUCCCUCUCCAUUCCCCUCAGCUCCUCCCCUUGACCUGGCUACAGGAUCGGGACAGCCGCUGCCGGGGAAUCCAAACGUGGUCCUAGUCAGUUUGGGGAAACUUAUAUCACAGGAUAACGUGCUCAUAGAAGGAGAGCCCACCUCCUGCUCCCAGUGUGGCUCUGUGCUGGACUCCUACUAUGACAAUGUGGUGAAUGCAUGUUAUUUUUGCCAGCCAAUGGAACCAUCUACCUCCAACUGUCUUGGCUACAGAGACAGUGCCUUCCUAUUGACCCCUGGUGACAAAGAACUGACCCCUGCCGAUUCGCUGCUCCUGUUCUGUAUCGACAUCUCAGGAUCCAUGACUAUCAUCUCCCAGGUGUCGGAAGGGUCACAGCAAAUCUACGAAUCACGUCUUCAGUUUGUUCAGGAAGCAGUGUUACAGAGUGUUUAUAAACUGAGCGAGACCAAACCACACAUGCAAAUAGGACUCAUCACUUUCAACCAUCAGGUGACUCUGCAUGGAUAUGAAGAGUCCACAUCACGUUUAUUGUGGGGUGACCAGUUAAUUGACAGCGAAUACCUGAAGAAAGCAGCAUUCAGCUUUCCAAGCCCACCCCCUAUUUCCAGGACCAGACACUGUCUACAGAGAGAAAUUUUUGGAUUGUCUGCGAAUGGUGCCACGGCUCUAGGUCCAGCUGCUCUUGUAGCCAUAGCCAUGGCUUCCCGGCAGCCAGGGUCCAAGGUGAUCAUCUGCACAGACGGAAAAGCCAACACGGGCCUGGGGAACCUGGAGGUGGAGGACCAUGGCGCCCGGGCACUCCUCGCCUCCACCAUCUUCUACCAGGACCUGGGGACUUACGCUGCUACCCAGGGGGUGACAGUGUCGGUGCUGGCUAUCGAGGGGACGGACUGCAGACUUGACGAGCUGGGGAGAAUGACAGAUCGCACAGGCGGGAAAGUGGUGAUAGCAAGUCCACAUGAACUCUACACUGAAUUUGAGGAGAUCAUAGAGAACAGGACGAUAGCUACACACUGUAGCGCCACUCUGCUGCUCCCCGCAAAUCUGCUUGUGAGAGGAGAGAGAGAGGCCGGCCAUAAGGGGACAAGAGAGGUGGGCAACGUGACAGCUGACAGUGAAAUCACCUUCCAGUUUGGAGCGCAUUCACAGGGAGCGGCGACCGCCCCAGUGGUAGGCAGCCGUGUGUCCGUCCAGCUGCAGCUGAGAUACAGACAGACGGAUGGAGGCACGGUGCUCAGAGUACUGACUGCAGAGAGGGAGGUCACCGAUGACAGUUCAGAGGUCCUGUCCUCUCUGCAUCUGGGCAUCAUUCAGCUCAACUCAACCCAUGUCAGUGGCACUCUGGCUGUCAGAGGCCGUUUCCAAGACGCCAGGAGAGAAGGGGAGAUGCAGAGUGUGCUGAUAGAGAGAGCCCUAGAGUAUAAGCGAAGUGCUGAGGACAGCCAUAUGUAUUCGGAAUGGGUUAAAACCAUGGAGCCAAUAUACAAAGGCUUGUACAACUACACAAGGAAACAACCAACAGACUCUGACUCACAGCAGACUCUAACUGACAAGGGAGCUGCACUGUUCUACACCAUGAAGAACAGCAACAGGAAUUCCCUAAAUUCAUUUAAAAAAGGUCAUGCUUAAUAUACAUGGAAGAUAUUACAUUUUCGCUGACUUGUGGGGAAUGCAUACACCAAAUAUCUUUUUGUGCUGAACAACAAGAAAAUAUCUGUUGUUGAUCUUUUUAAUUUUUAAGUCGUUAUCAACAACUGUGGGUAUAGAACUUGUUGAUUCCAUUUGUACAAACAGCUUUUCAAAGGAAAUAAUAAAGUUUCUUCUGUUCUUCAUA